GUAGUACUCGGAUGUUUCUGUAUUACCAAAUAGCCUUCCCCCUGCGAAGACAAUUAAAAUAAUUAAAAACACCAGAGACAAUCAGAACUUAACAGACGAAAAUAUUUGUUCCACUCGUUGAAGACAUUUUGUCCUGACGGAUAUGUCAAUCUCUUUUGCAUUUUUUCGGUGCAUGGGCCGGAAAUACCAGACUUCAAUCAAUUAUUGAAUAUUCAUGGUACCGGAUGCACAAUUUCAAUUAUGAAUAUUUAUUGUUGUUUAUUAUUACUUCGGGACUCGGUGUUGUUUCAAUUGUGUGACGCCAUGUUCUAGUGACCACUCGACCACGUGGUGAUUAUUUUACGUUUAUUUUUCUGGUGGCAUCAGGCGAAUUUAUUGAUUUUAUUUAUCAUGGAGUGAUUCGUGAGACGUUGGUAGAACUGUUUUAAUGGUUUUUCAAAAUAUCGAGAUGAGGAAUCCUGGAUUCCUCCUGGAGGAUCCUCGGCAUGGAUAUGCACAGUAUAUCAGUUUGAGCGAGUGUUAUUUUGCGGGAAAAGGAGCAGCACUGAUACUACCACCGACUGAGCGAGCAAGACCAUCAAGAAGAGUAUCAGCAGCAGGAUGCGAUAUUCAACAGCAUCUCCAGUCUAUGUUCUGGCUGCUGAGACCAGAAGAGACCCUCAAAAUGGCUGUUAAAUUGGAAUCAGUUCAUCCGGGAAGAACGCGUUACCUAGUGGUUGUUUCAUGCAAUGGUAACCAGGAUGCAGAGGAGAGCUGCCUCCUUGGUAUUGAUUGUCAUGCACAGGCGACCGUUGGUCUCGUUCUACGAGUGCUCGCCGACACGGCUAUAACCCUCGACGGUGACGGGGGAUUCAGCGUCAGUGUAUGCGGACGACAGCACAUCUUUAAACCCGUCUCGGUGCAGGCUAUGUGGUCAGCACUGCAGACACUUCACAAAGUAUCGAGCAAAGCGAGGGAGCAGAAUUAUUUUGCUGGUGGUUUGUCACACGAUUGGGUCAGCUACUAUGAGAAACGCAUUGCAAGUGAUCGCUCGUGUCUCAACGAGUGGAAUGCUAUGGAUAAUCUUGAGUCGAGAAGGCCACCAUCGCCCGACAGUGUUCGCACCAAACCUAGGGAACGCGAGGAGACUGAGCGUGUCAUUCGUGCAACACUCAAAGAGAUAAUGAUGUCGGUGGAUCUUGAUGAAGUGACAUCCAAGUACAUACGGGGAAGACUUGAAGAGCAGUUGGACAUGGAUCUUGUUGAGUUUAAGCCAUUUAUCGAUCAAGAGAUGCUGAUUAUUCUUGGCCAGAUGGACGCACCCACCGAGAUAUUCGAUCACGUAUACCUGGGUAGCGAGUGGAAUGCCAGUAAUCUCGAGGAAUUGCAGAAGAAUGGAGUCCGUCACAUCCUCAAUGUAACACGAGAGAUUGACAACUUCUUUCCUGGAAUGUUUAACUACCUCAAUGUACGUGUAUACGACGACGAGAAGACAGAUCUGCUGAAGCACUGGGACGACACAUUCAAGUACAUCACGAAAGCGAGAAAAGAGGGCUCGAAAGUUCUGGUCCACUGCAAAAUGGGGGUUUCGCGUUCAGCAUCAGUGGUAAUAGCCUACGCCAUGAAGGCCUACAACUGGGAUUUCUCCCAGGCGUUGAAGCACGUUAAAAACAGGCGCAACUGCAUCAAACCCAAUUCGUCGUUUCUAUCCCAGUUGGAGACGUAUCAGGGAAUUCUUGAUGCCAUGAAGAACAAGGAGAGACUUCAGCGAUCCAAGUCGGACACAAAUUUGAAGUCACCCACACGGCUACACAGAUCGAAAACUAAUCCAGACGAUGACAAAACAGUGCAUCCCAGCUUGACGUCUUCCUCAGGGACGUAUCUGAAGAAACGAGGCCAGAGGCCGAAGAGUUGGGAGCCACAGGUCGAGCUCCAGGAUAUUCUUCCAGCAGUUCCUCUCUCACAGUCUUUGGAGAACAUUGAAAAAGCAUCUGGAGUCUCCAGGGAGGACCUUCUGAGGCCCCAGAGUAGCCAGAAACAGGGGAAUGUUCUCUGUCUGAUUCCCUGCACCAAUGGCCAGUCGUACAGCGUAUCACAGAACCAAAUAGUUCAUCUGGAGGGCUCGGAGACACCUACCACUGCCUCGAAAACACCCAAAAAAUUCACCUAUCCCUUGAAGAAAUCACCACAGGGGCAAAAACGCCGAGGACUUGUUCUCAACCUGACGAAUCAGUUCGAGGCAGCUGGCAGCAAGCCAGGAACUCCUGAGGAUGCUCAGUUAUCCCCAGAGCUCGAGCAAAAGCAUAUUCAGAGAAAUGAUAAAGAAAAUGCCCUGAAAAAUUCGCUGAACGAGGAGAAAACAGCGAAAGCUCUUCAGGGUAAUGAGGGAUGUUAUCUACGAGGGGUGGAUGACACCAGGAAGCUGGAUGUGUCCCAGAAGUGGUCUCACACACCCAGGAAAUCAUCGAAAGCCGACAAAUCGCCGACUCCAUCGAAGCAGAAGCAAGAGCACAAGGAGAGAAUUGAGAAUAACUCGGAGAAACCUCAGAAGAGGAAAUUGAAGAAGGAGGAUCCCUUCUCGGCUCACGUCGACAAAGUAUUUGACAGAGAGGAGAGACGAGAGCCACCGAGGGACUCACCGAGUCGCCAGAGCUCCUGGAGCUCUUAUGAUUCAGCUGUUGGUCUUGAUACGAGUGUUCACACGUCCUGGGGGACAUUGCCAUCGAGAAACAGCUCGUGGGGAUCUUAUGACAUGAGGGGAGAGCCCAGGGAUCCUCUGGGAUCUAGUGGAUUAUUUCCGUAUGACAGGGAGGAGAUACCCUGGCAUCCGGGAACUGUCAAGAGGACGAAACAGAAAUUGGAGGAGGGAAAUGUCAAAAGAGUUUGCACACAGGUGGAGGAUGAUAAGAGGGAUGAGUCGACGACUGAUGGCCUACAGGAGGAUAUCCUGGGGUUCAGAACGUCACCGACACCCAGGAGACGUGGAGAGAUGAAGGGGGAGUCGAGGGGGAUCGAGAUCAGGGAGAGAAAUCAUCAGGUGGACAGAUUAUCCACCUCAGCACCUGUUCCCUCGUCACUUCUCGACCACAAUGGCCUUGGGAAUGCCCUGAGGACGUGUCGAUCUGAGAGUGAGACCUCAAAUCAGGUUGUUGACACCACCCAGUGUCCAUCUGUUAAGCACCACAAAAUGAUUCUCGAGAAUCUGAGUAAAACCAAGAGAUUUUUCCCUGGGGAGGAGUCACCUGAGGUCAUCUCAUCGUCAUCGUCGUCGUCAUCGUCAGAGGGACAUCGGGGAAUUCCGGGAAUUGUUAAGAAUCUCAAGAAGGAGUUUGAGGCGAAAUCCACGAGAUUUGAGAGGUCACCGGAGGGUAAUGACGAGGAGAAGUGGCCCAGGAAGGAGAAGACGAAAGUCCGUAGUCUUCCAUCGUCACCAGUUAUCGCUCACAAUGAUGGUAAGAUCAGGGGUAAGGAGGAGGAGAGGGAUGGAAAAGUACUCAAGAGUAAUGAGGAUCUCUCGGUGAGGGUACUCGUUGAUAAGUAUGAAAAACCUGGUGUGAAGAUGAGGGGUAAUGUUCAUCCACCUGCUAAGAGUAGAAUUGCAACACAGGAGUUUGCCAGGAGAUCUGCUCCUGUUAUGAUGGCAACUGGAUUUAUGGAGGAGGGGGAUAGGGGUAGACCACCUGUUGGAUGUCAGGGGGUCAUCGCCACGGUUGUGGCCAAGGCUGCCAGUAAAAAGCAGCAGCAGCAUGGGAGGACUCAUCCACUCACUAGGCUGCAGGUCAGGCCUAGGCUGGGGCCUCUCUAUAAUACUAUGUAGAUGGGGCGGGGAGGGAGGUGAGGGGGAGGUAAACCUCUUGGGUCACCCUUUGGUCCCGGGUUUAUCGGAAUUUAUAAUGAGAGAAUCUUCCAAACCCCUGACUCUACUAUUUCUAGAUUUGUUUUUUUUAUUCAUGCACCAGCCGCUCGAGGGUAAUCCAUCGAUUUUUCGGCGAAUAUCUUCGGAUGUGGGGGAGAUAGCGAAAUUUUUGUCUGGAGGUAUUUUGGAGAGGGAAAUUGCACCUGCAAAAAAUGUCUCCAGGAAAAUUUUGAUUGCUCUCUUUGUUUUGGAGAUAUUUCGUUAGAUCGGUUUGUUACACUUUAACGAUUUGUGGGUGAAUUUUGGAGGGUCUUCUUGAGAACGGGGGACUUACUGUUUGUGUGAUCUCUUCAGCGCCAUUUUAAAAUGCACGAAUACUCAAGUAUGGGCGUCCAUACGCUAGGUAAUUAGUACAAUUAAUGGUUCAGUCUCUCCCAGGUAAAGUCAGGGAAUCGAAAGAAAAAUUCGUCUGGUGUAUGGACUGGGGAGGAGUCGCUUUCGCUUACGAUUUUUUUUUUUCACGAUUUUAUUGAUCUUUUACUGUUCAUCGAGUCUCGUUUUCAAGUGAAGUAAUUAGUUGGCAAUCGUUGGGUUUUCGUGUCGAUAAAAAUUGGAAUAAUUCGUGAGCACUCGGUCAGGCUGUGAACGAUACGUCUGGGGCUCGCACCAUGUGAUCAAAAACUCUUAAUGUUUUCAUUGUCCCGAUAAAUUAGUGGAAUAAAUCGAAUGAGACUCGGAUGAAGGGGAAAAGUCAGUGGGGAAUCGGAAAAAUAUUGGGUUAUUUAUAGGGAAUAAUAAUUGUGAUCAGAGGCACUUGGAAGUGCUCGUGCGAGCAUAUGUUUAGUCUUUUUUUUUUUCAAUUCUUUUUAAGCUUCAGAAAAUAAAUGAGUGAUCGAUGGAUUUACGUGUAAAUAGGAGCGAAUGUGAUUGUUAUCACCUACUCUUUGUACUCCUUAGGUUAAUUAUGAUUGUCGUGGAAAAAUGGCUUUCGUGUUGAUAAAAAGUUGUAUAGAUGUCUGUAGCAAAGAGUGAACGAGAAAAUGCUUAGUCGAUUUUGAACAUGACAAUUUAUUUUUUUUUUCUUAGAGAAAUUUCAUACGACGUACAAUCUUUCCUAAUAGGAGGUGAAGGAAUAUUUUUCGAUGACAUAUCAGAUUCCUUUUCUUUUUGACGAGGAAAA
Messenger RNA from Fopius arisanus, 5015 nucleotides. RefSeq names its product Protein phosphatase Slingshot (gene ssh). Gene Ontology annotation, molecular function: protein tyrosine/serine/threonine phosphatase activity; actin binding. Gene Ontology annotation, biological process: protein dephosphorylation; actin cytoskeleton organization; negative regulation of actin filament polymerization. Lineage: Eukaryota; Metazoa; Arthropoda; Insecta; Hymenoptera; Braconidae. Gene Ontology annotation, cellular component: cytoplasm. The record is from RefSeq and is a predicted model, not a curated record. The coding region runs from base 428 to 3796 and encodes 1122 amino acids. The transcript is spliced from 6 exons.